This is a messenger RNA of Telopea speciosissima, 771 nucleotides long. RefSeq names its product ubiquitin C-terminal hydrolase 12-like. Gene Ontology annotation, cellular component: nucleus; cytosol. The transcript is spliced from 6 exons. Gene Ontology annotation, molecular function: cysteine-type deubiquitinase activity; cysteine-type endopeptidase activity. Bases 1 to 771 code for a protein of 256 amino acids. Gene Ontology annotation, biological process: regulation of protein stability; protein deubiquitination. Lineage: Eukaryota; Viridiplantae; Streptophyta; Magnoliopsida; Proteales; Proteaceae. The record is from RefSeq and is a predicted model, not a curated record.
AUGGCGGGUUUGAUUUUACUGGAUCCAAGCUCUGAUUUGUUGUUCUUUUUGCAGCAGGAAGACGAUGCGAUGUUCCCUCAUUCGGCUUUCGCCUACAGUUCCCAACCAAUGGAAGUAACAAGUAAAGGUGAGGUUGCUGUCUGGGUUCGGGAUAAUUUGGCAGAUGACUCGAAAAAGGAAGCAUGUUAUGUUGGACUUAAGAACGAAUCUGCAACCCGUUACAUGCAUCCACUCCUUCAGACUUUGUACCAUAUCCCCUGCUUUAGAAAGGCUGUGUACCAAAUUACAACCAUGAACGAUAUGCCAUCAGAGAUCCCUCGGAUUAUGCAGAGCUUAUUCUAUAAGCUUCAGUACAGUAACUACAUUGUUGGGACGAGAUCUCUGGAUUAUUCCUUUCUGGGGGGCACUCGUGGUGUUGGUUCCAUGCGACUUGAUGCACUGGGACUUAGUAGUGAACUUUUCCGAAUUCUGGAAGAUAAACUGAAGGAAACUAAUAUGAAGGGUACAAUUCAACAGUUGUUUGAAGGGCACUAUAUGGACUACAAGUCUACAAGAAAGGAGUCAUUUGUCGGCCUUCAGCUUGAUGUCAAAGGUUGUAGAGACGUCCAUGCUUCUUUUAAUAAGUAUGUUGAGGGUGAUAAUGAGAACAGUCCUGUGCAACAUGGACACCGGGUAAGAUGCUAUCUGUUCAUAGUUAAUGGUGAGCAGUAUAGUAAUGUGGGAGCAUCUCAGGCUUUAAACUCACAGAUUACAGAGGCUUCCAUGUUAUGA